AGCUACUUUCGUUUUGACAAAGGAUUUUUGAGGGAAAUAUUUGGCGGUCGGGUGAAGUAUUGACUGCUUGCCGUGACGUAUACAUGCUUAAACACUGGCCUCAACUACUGAGAAUUGACCAAGGAUAGUGUGCGGGAUACAGCAGUGUUUCGAGUUGAACGUUCGUUAUUACACCAUGAUAACCCUGAUUGUGUAUACAGUGUUGUUGGUUGAGUCAGGCCUAGCUAUCCCGGUUCAAAGGCUUUGUCCACCUGGUCAGUACCUUGACGAAGGGACAGGCGCGUGUGAACACUGUGAACUAAUAUGUGAACACGCUGCCAUACAGCUGACGACAGACAUGUGCCUCCGACAUUGUCCAGGUUUCAUCGUCCAAGGACACGAAGAGGAGAAAACUGUGAAUGUGAAGGAUCACGCAGAGUUAUGUCCCCCUGAUACAUAUUUGGACACAGUCAUAUUACGAUGUGAGCCUUGCGCGGACAUCUGUAUUACAGACCAAGAAACAGAUGACGCAUGCGCAGAGAAGUGUCCAGAUUUCUCCAAGCCAGAUGCAAACAAAGCCAGCUUCCCUGUCGUCGAGCUGCUGUGGGCGGUGUCUGUCGUCUUGGGGAUCUUCUCACUUGCCAUGUUUUCCCUGAUCACCAUCCGGUUCUGUUGUAAACAACGUCGAAGUGGUGUUAGGGAAGAUGCUUCAGAUGCGUUCAUACAGCCCAUCUACAAAGGAACACCGUAUAUAAAGAUUAAUAGUGCAGCUGAGAAACCAGGACAGGGGGUUGAGCGGUGGCUGGCCCAUUUAGAUGCUGAUGAUCUGCAAGAAGAUCGUCAUAUUAACAGGAGUUCGUUUCUAGACAACAAAGAAGACCCCAGCUGAUCGUCAGGGGACGCACUAAGUUACGAUACCAAUGGGCCUGUGUUUAUAAUAUGGCUCCAGUAUCUCCCGUGACUUCUGUGUCCCAUAUUGGACCGCUUGCUACCAUACAACGUUAUCUUUGCACAAAGGCUUUUGCCAGUAUGCGUCAAUAUAUUGAAUAUAUACAGUUUAACCUGACCUCUAACUGUUCUUUGUUAUUCAGUUUAGUUGAAAUCCUUGUUUCGAUUGAAAUAAAAAUGUCCAAACAGUA
Messenger RNA from Haliotis rufescens (red abalone), 1118 nucleotides. RefSeq lists its product as uncharacterized. Lineage: Eukaryota; Metazoa; Mollusca; Gastropoda; Lepetellida; Haliotidae. The record is from RefSeq and is a predicted model, not a curated record. The transcript has 4 exons. The coding region runs from base 176 to 868 and encodes 230 amino acids.